AUGACGGUUGUCGAUCCCAGACUUUUCCCGCAACGGGUGCGGUAUGCCGCCUUGCUCACUGUCAAUGUCUACGUUUUUAUGGGAAAUAUGUACUCGUCGGGAAUCACGACGGGAUUCGGAUCUCUUGCUGCCUAUUUCCAUGCCGACAAUGACAUGCUAUCGGCACUAGUCACAUAUUCCGUACUGGCCAUGGGUUUGGCUAACCUAUUCUGGAUGCCUCUUGCCUUGUGCUUUGGAAAGCGUCCGGUUGUUAUCUUCUCUAUGGCGAUGUUCUUGGGUGGAAUCAUCUGGAGUGCCGUUGCCCCCACGUACAACAGCCUGCUCGCAUCGCGAGUCUUUGCCAGUUUCGGAUAUGGUGCUAUCGAGUCGCUGGGACCCAGUAUCCUCGCAGAUCUCUUCUUCGAGCGAAACUAUGCCAGUGCAAUGGCAGUUUAUGCUGCCUUCCUGUCCGGUGGUUCCCAGAUUGGACCCAUGAUUGCCGGCUACCUCAUCGAGGCCCGUGGCUGGCGCUGGUUCUUCAUCCUCUGCGCCAUCAUCGCCGCAGUCAACUUUGUGACCACCAUCUUCAUGCUGCCGGAGACCAUCUACGAGCCCGAUGUUGAUGAGACCGAAGAGCAGACCGAGGAGGUUGAAAAGGACGCCCAUAGCCACCUGGAGUCUAUCCCGACGAGAUCGCAGGUCGGCGACCGUGCCAGCAUGGACUAUGGUGAAUACUUCAAGGGACUCUUCACCGUGGGCCUCACCAAGGGUGCCCAGAAAGCUGGCGUGGCCAAGUACUUCGCCUACCUUUUCGUUCUUCCCUUCCCUCUGCUCCUUAUUCCUGGCGUGUUGAUCGCCUCGAUCAUGUACGGUGUUGUCCUUGGCGGUGUCGUCGCCAUUUCAACCCUCACCCCUUCUCUGCUAUCGGCACCUCCUUACCUCUUCACCUCUGCCGACCUCGGUCUCUUCACCCUCAGCAGCUUCGUUGGCAUCGUGAUCGCCUGGCCGAUCGCCGGUCCUCUGACCGAUCUCCUCUCCCGCUGGCUUCGCAAGCGUAACAACAAUGUCCACAAGCCCGAGCACCGUCUGCCCGCCUUGAUCUUCCCCUUCCUUAUUUGCCCCGUCGGUCUGGUCAUCUUCGGAUAUACCAUCGCUCGCCAAGAGCACUACGUCAAGCCCGCCGUCGGUGCAGCCAUCUCCGCCGCCGGUCUGACCUUGGUGCCUUCGGUCAUGCUGUCCUAUGUUGUGGACUCAUACCCCAGGACUAGCGGCGAGGCGCUUGUGCUGGUCAACGCCUCGAAGAACGUGGUUGCAUUCGGACUGGCCAAGGGUGCCUAUGCUUGGAUGGCCAAGGAGGGCGUCGCGAAGAUGUUCUAUGAGUUUGCUGGUAUUCAGUGGGCUUGCAUCUUCCUGGCUCUGCCUUUGUAUAUCUUUGGACCGAUGCUCCGGGCUCGGACCCAGAAGUUGUUCUAG
Penicillium cataractarum is the source of this 1452-nucleotide messenger RNA. RefSeq names its product putative MFS transporter. Gene Ontology annotation, biological process: transmembrane transport. The coding region runs from base 1 to 1452 and encodes 483 amino acids. Gene Ontology annotation, molecular function: transmembrane transporter activity. Lineage: Eukaryota; Fungi; Ascomycota; Eurotiomycetes; Eurotiales; Aspergillaceae. The transcript is spliced from 6 exons. The record is from RefSeq and is a predicted model, not a curated record.